AAUUUUAAAACCACGGUGAUGCCGUGGUUAUCUAUAGUUGUUACCGUAGUUACCGUGACUUGCACACGCGCACGUACCGUACUAGUCCGAAAACGGCAUUGUGAAUCGUGAUUGUAAUUUGUAUUGAAGUUGACAGUUGUUAUUGUCAGUGCACAAAGCACAAUGCGUCUUGCCGCAGCUGAAUGCGCCCACGGUUCAUAGUUCGUUAGUUUCGGUUUCAAUAGUGACGCUUGGUUCAAUAACACUUGACACGCCGUUGUACUUUAGUGCGUUGACGGAUACAUAAGCUACGGACAGCGGAUAUUGACCAAUGGUCGGACAACGGAGUCGCUUAUGGAAUAGUAAUAGGCACAGAUCAGUACGUAAAUGGACAUCGUUUGCCACUUGUGCCGUCGAAAGUACAUUCUUAACUCAAUGACCUUGGAGAUGUCCCUUUUGCUGGUUUCGAUUCUGCUGGCCGUUUCGACAACAAAAGCAUUGCCGACAAGUAAGCCCCUGCUGUAUUAUUUUAAUCAGUGCUCGGUUGCAAACAGUUUUCUUACUGACCUCUAACUUUCGGAGUCCAAACUAAACUUAAAAAUAUUAGAAAUUGCUUUAAUGGUUUUCUAUUAUUAUAUUGCCCUAGUAAAAUGUCAAACAAUUAGAUUUUCGAUAUAUCAAUUUUUUAACCCCUUUCAACGACAUGGCUUUUGGAUAGGUAAUGAACAAGUUGUAAAAGUUAAAACCAAGUAUAUUUUUGCGGGAAAUUAGAAUGUUAAUUAUAACUAAAAAACGUUGAUAAGGUGAGGAUGGGGAUUUGAAAAUAUAUUGAUUGAUUGAAUGAUUUUUUUAUAUUUUGCCCAUUUUUGAUCCCAAGAGACAGAUUGUCAGAUUUCAAUAUUUUUCUAAGACUAAAAAUGCGCACUUUUAAAUCUAUUAUAUCUCUGCAGAAAGUACGAAAAUCGAACAUUCAGUCUCGGCAAAUUCAUAAGACAGGGGACACGGAAAAUAUUUUUAUUGGUGUUAUUCGUUAUUCGAUAUUUUGAAAUUUUUUUUACCCUAAGAGACAGAUUUUUAAGUUUCAAUGUCAUAAAAAAAAUUAAUAACAACUAUAUUGUUGUUACAUAACCUUAAGAACUUAAUUUGUUAAUAUAGUAAAGCCAAUAGAUGAGUCUAGUACACUUUGAAGUAGAUAUAAAGUUUUCGUGUUUGGUUUUAGAAGAUCCAGUGACCAUGCUUGAUUUCGGUUCUGGACUAAAGAUUGCGCAGCCAAAAGAACUGGAUUCCAAGGCUCCCCAUGGGAAAUUGACAACCAAAGAAAUGUUUGAAAACAUGAUGCAAGCAGAGAAUGAGCUUGGUCUUAGUGAUGAUGAUAAUGAUUACGAAGACGAAAAACACAGUGAGGGUGCUUCACUUCUAUCAGCCAUGCCUAGUGACAACAGUGGUGGUCAAAAAAACCAUUUCAAGUGCAUGUCGUGUAGUGGUCUGUUGCCGUUGUCAUGGGAUGAUGAACAAGACUUUCAAGUCAAUGAACAAUUGUACUGUUUUCCCGACGGUGCUUUGAUGCCUCAGCCAGACGAAACCAGGAAAAAUGAAAACGAAGAACGUGACUCUGUAUGCUCUGGAGCCAUACGUGUAAGUGAUAUAGUUUAAAUUCUACGGUCUAAGAUCCACCACAGGAAAUUGGUUUAAAGGGUACAAUAGAAAAAUUUAAUUUUAGAUAAACUUUAAAACUUACUAUCUUAUUGUGUUAGUGUUUAAAUUCACUAUGCAGUCACAUGAUUCUAAUACAGAGGCGUCAAGAUGUGUAAUUAUGCACCCCCUUAAUUUUAAAAUUGUCUCAAUUGGCCUGCUGAAAUAAUGCACCAUUAUUUAAUUUCUGUAAUUAAAGUUUUUGGCAGUUUAAUUAGGUAUAUAUAUAUAAAAAAAACCAAACAAAUCAAUAUAAAAGAAAAGAAGAAAAAGCAAUGACUUUAAAAUUUCCAAUACCUUUGUGAACAGUUUUUGUAUUGUAGACAUAAUAAGUUUAAAUUUUAAAUACAUCACAGUUAAUGAUGAAUAAUAACAAAUAUUUUGUACAUAAUGAUAGUUUAUAGUGUUGUAUGAAUAGUGUUUACACAAUAACAGUCUUUGGUAAUUGCUGUACUAUGUAGCAAUAAUGUCAACUAUCAAGCUUUGCUAGAUAAUAUGACAGUACUGCUGUACAGUUAUAAAAACUACUGUUCAAUGAUUUACAUAAUGAUAGUUUUACAAAAGUGAUUGUCAGGUUAGGUUGGGCGUGUUUUUUUUAUUAUAAUGUAUUUUGCUGUAUAUGUUUUCUUCUAUACAUUAUUUAUUGGUUUUCACAGUUAAAGUAAUAAAUUAUUUAUUAUCUUUCAAUUUUAAAUAUAAUUGUACUAUUUAUGUUGAUAGCAAUUCAUGGUCUGUGGAAUAAAUUAAAAGCUAGGUACUUUACAUAGGUAUAUGAUAAAUGGUCUGGUGAAAUUUCAAAGUAGUCUGCUUAAAUCCUCGCAAAACCCAAAAAAACCUGAAAUGACAACUGUUCUAGUAUUAUUCUUGAAAUAAACUUAUUCUCUAACUUUUAGUGAUUUUAUAGUGGCUGAAGUUUAAUAAAUAUGGAUUUCUUUUAAAAAUUAUUUUUUGGUCUGUAUCAUUUAUAUCUAUUGCAUCAGUUAUUCGAGAAAUGCUAUACUUAAUGAAUUUAUUUCAAGGGUAAUAACAAUUUUUAAAAUUGAUGUGCCAUAGCCAUAGAAAAAUAAUUAUGUUUUUAAAUAUUUUUAUCAUUAUUGGUUCGUGUUUAUGUUACUUAUAUAAAUUAAAAGAACAUAGUGUAUGUCUUAUGUGGUCUGUUUUCAUUUUUCAUUGUUUAAUUAAAAUAGUAUAUUUUUAAAUAUAGUUAGAAGAGCGUGACACGUGCAUUGACUGUCAUGGAUUACAAAAUAAAAUUGUAUUACUUGGAACAUAAAUUGUUAAGGUUAAAUAUGGAAUUUUUAAUGUUGGGUUUGUUUUGUAUACCACCGCUUCCAUUUAAUAAUUGCUUAAUGUAUAUGCAAUUUCUAAUAUCAAUUCUAAUACAUAUUUCAAAACCAUUUUUGAAUAUUAUUUAAUGUCUUAAAUGUGUUUAAUGUAAAAUUGUAUUGUUGUUACUUGCCGAUUUUACUUAAUCAACGCUUAAAAUUAUUUUAUUUAUUAGAAAAUAGUUUAACUAAAGUUCUACAGUUAUGUUUUUAUUUUAAUCAAUAUUUUAUUUAAUACAAUUUUAUAUAAAGUAGUUCUGCUGUACAUAGAUUCCUUAGAAUAUACAAUGAGACAUUUUUUCUAAGGUCUUGGUAGACAAGACUGUCUGAGGCCUGUUCCAGGUCUCCUUUUAUAUGCUAUUUUCCUGGACUAGCGUGUUUGUGUUAUGUCAAAAGUGACGGUGUUAUUGAUUGAUUGAGGAUGGGCCUUUGAUCACGCAAUCAGAUGAUGUCUUGUGUAAGCCGGGCAUGUACCUAUGGUUUAUAUCAGCAUUAUAUAAUAUUAAUAAUAUUACUCUUAUUAUAAUAAUGCUGAUUUACAAUAUUUAGGAAAAUAGGUUAUAAUAAACAUCGCACACAACAUUGUAUAUCAUAUGUUCUUUAUAUAGUUAUUAUAAAUAUUAUUUCUUCUGUAUUCAUUUUUAGAUUCUGAGUGGAGCGAAGAAGCUUAUGAUUUUACAAAGAUGUUUAUUUCUUUUUUUCUUUUUUAUCUAUUAAUAACUUUUCUACCAGAUUUCUAUAUGUAGCACUUUUUCUGAAAGAAAAUUAGUAUCAAAAGGUACCUUUUAGAGGUCAUGUUUUGUUUUGUUCAAGAGUUUUCUUAUCAAAUGCAAAAACUGGAAAAUUUACAAAAUAUAUUCCUUAAAUAUUUUGAUUUUUUUUUCCUGUUUACAACUUUUUUACCAGCAAUUUUGCUCCAACUUUUAAUGAUAGCAAUGUUUCUAAAAAUAAAUUUCACUAGACUUCCCUAAGAGUCUACUUUAGAGAGGUCAAUUUUAGAUUUUCUUAGGAGUUUUCCUAGUAAAUGUGAAAAACCGGGAUAACAUAUGGAAAACCAGAAAAAACUUAGGAAAAUCGGUACCACAUUAAAUAAAUAUUAUUAAAGAAAAUAUAUAAAGCCUAUUUAAUUAUUUUACUAUAAAAUGACCUCUGAAAAUUGUUUUUCGUAAGCAAUGGUUUAUCAUUGCUUACUGGUAUACAUUAAAUUAUCUAUAACAGUGGCUGCACCCAUUUUCAUUAUUCUUGAACAUCUUUUUAUGUAAUAUUGUCCAAUGGUGUGGGCCAAUUACAUAAAAAAAAAAAAUAAUAAUAAUAUUUAAAAUAUUAUACCUAUUAUUAAUUAUUGAUGUUUUUUUACUUAAAACAUUAAAACUAAAGGAGACUAGAAUUUCUUAAAAAUGAUUUAUAUUCUAGGUACUUAAAAAUAAAAAAAAAUAAGCUUGGACUUUAAACUAAACUAAAUUAACUGGAUAAUACAUUUAUGGUAUAUUAAAAUAAAUAUUUGUGUUGGAUGACUUUUUUUGUUUACAGGCUUGAUUUUGUAAUUCUAUUGGUGAUGGUUUUUGCUGGUCCUCCGGCUCUUGGUUUAAUGUAAUUUUUUUUUAUCUUUUUUCAGUGCUGGAAAGCAAAAGUGCGUGAAUAUGAUGGCCGUGUGCGCAUCAGUCGUGGCUGCGUAGGUAGUGGAAAAGAAUCUGACCAAAAAACUCUUAAUUUGUGCAUGGGUUCCGUUUCUGUCGUCAGUAGUAACAAUGAAACAAAGAAAAAUGACUCACAACUACCAUACACGGUAUGGACAUCAUCCCACACAUACUCUUCAGCUACUUUUGGUGUAGAACAGCAAUCCCAACCAUCACUUCCACCUAGCUAUGCAAUUGAAUGUUGCGCGGGCCAGGAUCUGUGCAAUGAUGGACCAUUUCCGUUGUUGCCAAAAUUAGCAUUAGCUGGGUGGCGGUGGACACCUAUCUCCAAGAAGGUGGUAUUGCUUGCCGUGUUCUUCAUGGCUGUUGCAACAAUUGCGGCCUUAGUGUUUUUCAGGAAAGCUGGUAAAAUGAAAAAGACAAAACAUCGUCAAAGAAACAAAGGUGGUGUCCGGAAAAACAAAAGGAGAAAGCGUACUGAUAGGGAUAGAAAAACGAACAGGCAUUUAUCAUUUUCUUCAAUGUCUACAUCAUCUACGUCAUCAAUAUCAUCUGGAGGGCAGUCGUCAUCUUGUGAAGGAAAGCGCAGCAGAUCUAGAGGUAGGAGGAAACGCCACACUACUACUUUGACAAUGGUCGACUUGCUCGAAGGUGUUGUAGUUGCUACCGAGUCUGGGACAGAUAUUGAUGACAGUCCUCAACCAUCGUCAUUUACUUCUGGAUACUCACCAGCAGCUAUAACUGAAUCUACGGUCGAUGGGGACUUUUUGCCGCCACCUUACAACAGUCGCCAACAAGAAGAUGACUGGACCAGUGGCAGUGGAUAUGGUUUGCCAGUGCUGGUGCAACGUACUUUGGCUAAGCAGAUUCAACUGCAACAGUUGGUAGGCAAAGGUCGAUAUGGUGAAGUAUGGCGCGCCACAUAUUGGAAUGGUGGUCACGAGCAUGUGGCUGUAAAAAUAUUUUUAUCAAAAGAUGAACCAUCAUGGAAACGUGAAACAGAAAUCUACAGGUUUUUAAAAAAUUAAAAAAUGUCCUUGGAUUUAAAUUCAGUUUUCAUAAAGUAGAAUAAAGGAGUAUAGAAAUAUAGAGUAAGGAAGAAUUAUAGAGGUAGAUAAGGAGUACUUUAGUACACAUUUAGGAUAAAUUAAAAAUAUUUAAUUCUUUUAGUGCACACAUGUGCAAUACAAUUGUCCUAUUUUAAUAUAGUAUAACACCAUGUCUAAUUUUUUUCAAGGAACUUUGACUAAUAUUUUUUUUUUCAAAUUUAUAUAUAUAAUAAUUCAUUUUGUAUGAACAAUAUUGUAAAAAAUAUACAAUUUGUUCAAAUUUAACUUAGGCAAUUUUUAAGAUUGAAACCGGUGUUACCAUUUUAAAUAAGGUGUAUUGCGUAUAUGCUAUCCAUUUAUUUUAUUAGUAAUCCCUAUCAUUUUCUGAAAACAGAAUUUAAAUCCAAGGUCAUCAAGUUGAGAUAAUUAGUGUUGCUUUUAUCAUUGAAUACAUUGAUAUGAAAUAUAGUAAUAAGAUUAGAUACCAAUAUUCUUAGUAAUAUUUAAAUAAAAAUCCAAUUUUGAUAUUAUAUAUUUAUUUUAUUGAAACUUUAGUACUGUUCUGAUGAGACAUGAUAAUAUACUGGGAUUCAUUGGAUCUGACAUCAUGACUUCACGGAACUCUUACACAACACAGUUACUGCUUAUCACCCAUUAUCACCGGUAUGGAUCAUUAUAUGAUUUCCUGCAGACACCUAUGGCAUCUGAUCCUACAUGUACCAGCUACGAUUUUAGCACCAUCAUUAAUGACACUACAGUCGAGCAAUCACAGCAAACUGAUCGAGACAGACCACCUCUCACAAUGAACCAAAUGCUAAAUGUAUUGUAUACUGUGGCUAGUGGCUUAUGCCAUUUGCAUACUGAAAUAUUUGGCACUCAGGUACAUUUUUAUGAUUAACCAUUACUAGAAACAUUCUAAUCUAAUAUUAUUUAAAAGAUGAAUUUUUAGAAUCUGAGCAAAGGGAGAAAUGUAUUGAUUUUACAAUGAUGUUUAUUAUUUUUUUAGAUUCAGUGUAUAGUGAGGGAUCUAUUGGUUUAACUAUGAUGUGUGGUUUUGUUUUUAAUUUAUAUUGCCUGAAUUACUUUUCUAAUAGAAAACUUGCUCCGAAGUAUAGAUUAUAUCACUUUUUCUGAAAGAUAAUUUUCUCUAGUUGGUUCAUUGAGGAAGUCAUUUUUUAGUUAUUUUGAAAAUCGUAAAUAUUACAGUCUUUAGUUACAUGUAUAAAUUAAAUAACUUUAUGUAUCCAACCUUCCUUACUACCCACCUAUAAAAGUGGCAUCACUCAUCCUCAGUAUCAACUAUUUUGUAUUUUUUUAUUUUUAUUGUGUAUAAAAAUUCUACCAAAAAUCGUGCUCUAAUUUUUUAAGGAAAUUUUCUUGUGAUGGUACUUUUUAGUUUUGUGAGUUUUUCUGUACCUAAUAUUUAUUCUGUAGAUACUCUGUGAAUAAAAUUAUUAGACCAAACAGAAAUGUUUAAAAAUUUAAGAGAUAGUUCACUAUAAAUUAUACUUAGUGCUCAAAAAAAAAAAAUUGAAUUGAAUGUAGCAUUUUUUUUUUAUAUGAAUUUUAAUAUCAAAUUUUGAUGAAAUUUGUAAAUAUUAUGCCUUUUUAAAACACGUGUAACUGAACUCUGCUCAGAAUCUUUUUUUCGUUAGUAAUAAUUAAUUGUUGAAUACAAAAAUACAUUAAAUUUCCCUCUAUAUCCUACCUUCCUAACUUCUCACCCACCUACAACAGUGGCCCACUCAUCCUGUGAAGUGUGUCAAUUUUUUUUUCCAUUUGUUUUACACAUUAAAAACAUUUUUAGAUUUUCCUAAUGGGUUCUUUGAUUUAGAUAUACCUAUGGUUUGUUCAAGUAUAUUUUGUUUUUAAUUUCAAACAGGGUAAACCGGGCAUUGCACAUCGGGAUAUCAAAAGCAAAAAUGUGCUAGUAAAAUGUGCACGGACAGGUGCAUGUUGUGUGGCUGAUUUUGGAAUGGCUGUCACCAGCCUGGAUGCUGGACUUCCAAUUCAAACAACAACAGCUGCUGUGGGUGACAACAGUCAAAACACUAGAGUCGGUACCAAGCGUUACAUGGCGCCAGAAGUGUUGGAUGAUAGGUGUGUUAUUUAUCUCAUAUUAUGUAGAAAAUAUUUAUAUGCUUUAUUUUUCUGGAUCUUCUGUGUAAUAUAGUAUAUCAUCUGCGGCUGCAUUAGCAUUGGCAUCUACAGUUACUGAAAAAUCAGGAAUGAGUUCAUCAUCUGAAACUACAUCUUCUGUGUACUGGUGUUUUGAUGCCUACCGUCGUGGGGAUGUAUACUCAUAUGCACUUGUUAUGUGGGAAGUACUUUCCAGAACGCUCAUUUCUUAUGGUCCUGCAGUGACUGGACAAGACCUAAAAGUAGAUAAAGAAAAACAAAUACAACUUCCAUCAGGCACUGAAAACUGUUAUAAUCCAUAUGUGUACCGCGCCCCUUACCAGGACAGGGGCGCAGGUUGGGAUCCUGGGUUUGAUGACAUGCGUCGCAUUGUGUGUUCUCCUGAUCCAGUGCUGAGCCGACCAGGUGUGGCAUCUGAAUGGCUAGCAGACCCGGUAGGUUUUCCUCAAUUAUCUAACUUGUUAAAGAAAUUUUGAAAUUGAUGAUUUUUUUUAAUAUUUUGAAAUAAGAUGUCAAUUGAUUAAUAUAAGAUUCUAAAGCAAAAAUCCAAGGUUUUACUUAUAAUUUAUACUUUUGAUAUGUGUAUUUCUUACACUAAUUGUUUUAAACUUAUUUUCAUUUUUUUUAUUUUUUUUAAUUAUCUGUUAAAAAAUAACUAGAGAUGAGCUGAUAUGAAUCUUUUCUGAUAUCUGAUAAACCAAUUUUUUUUUUUUUAUAUUAAUCCAAUAACUGAUCCAAUAUUUUUUGAAUCCAUAAGCUGAUAUUCAAAUUAUCUAAUAUCUUAAUGAAAUUUAGAUAUUCAAUUUUUACCAAUAUUAUUUAAAUUACUCAUCAAAACACUGUUUUUCUGCUAGAAAAAAAACCACUUUUUUCUAAAAAAAUAUCAGGUUUAAAAGAAAAAAAACCAAUAACCAAUUUUCUCUUAUUUGAUACCUUACAAAUAACUUGUAAAAUAUUACUUAGCAAUAAUUGAAUAUCUUAAAAGUAAACCUCUUUAUAUUUUUUGUUUCACUACAGAUAAUGAAUGCUGUUGUGGAGACAAUGCGAGAGUGCUGGCACAGCAAUCCUAAUGCCCGACUACCAUCACUCCGUGUAAAAAAAAAACUAUUCAAGCUUAUUCAUGAAUUAGUUGAAAGAGAGCAUCAGUACAAUUCAGAAACUGAACAACCUAUCCCAGUAACAGAGUAGUUCUAUUAUUAUGAAAAACCAAUGGUCUGCAAAUUAACGCAAUAGUAAAAAAUAUUGUGACUGAGCGGUAUUUAAAUUUUACUACUAGGAAUAAUUUUUAUAUUAUUUACGUGCCUCCAUUUAUAGUGGUAUCAUUUUGUCUUUGAUAACACUCUUAAAUACUUAAAUUCUUAUUUAUUCAUUUAUUUUUGUCUAUUUUAUGUCAUAAUACUGUUAUUUGAAGUACUCACUGAAGCUAAUUUGUUAAAUAACAAUAAUAGUGUUUAUUUACUAGAUAAUAUUACUUAAAAUUUAACAAAAACUUAAUUUUUAUAUGUAUUUAACGUAGUGGUGUGCAACCUGGGGGUCAAAAAAAUUUAAUAAGUGGUCAAUUUUAUUUAUAAGAAUAUAAAUACUUUCAGGGCUGUAGCUAAGGAGGGAAAGGGAGCAUUGAUCAGAUGAUAAAUGCUCACUUUUCAAUACUCUUUCCUAGACCUAUCUAUUGAUUUAUCUAGGGUACCUUAUAGUAUAUUAACUUUAUUUGCUGGAAUUUCACCACAUUUAAAAAUAGUUAAAUAAUUUAAUAAUCUCAAUAUUAAGAAAUUGUUGAAUAAUUUUAAUUUAGAUUGAAAUUAUAUUAGAUAUUAAUCUUGUAUAGUAUUUUAUAAUAUUAUUAGUAAUACUUAAAAUUGUUAAUUUAUUUAAAUAGCAAAUUCAUAUUAAAAAAAAAAAAAAAAUGUAUAGUAAUGGUAGAUGUUCUGGGUAUAAUCCUGAAUAGUGUGUAUACAAUUUUGGUGCGAGGGUCGCCUAAUAGAAAUAAAUAAAUUUUAGGGUCCUGGAUCUAAAAGGUUGUGCCCUACUGAUUUAACACAUAAGCAACAAAUAAUAUUAUUGUGUUCUUCAUAAUAUAUAGAUAAGCUUCUGUAAAAUUGCAUUGCUACUUAAUGUUUCUGAGUAUACAAAAAGAAUAUAAAUUAAUUUGAUUUUAAGUUAUUGUUUUAUUUAAUUUUUAAUUUAAUUUAAUUAAGUAUUUUGGGUUUUUUUGUAUACUCAAACAAUGUUAUAAAUUGUAAAAUUUAAUAUUACCUAUUCUAUUAUUUUUAUAUUAUGUUUGUAUUCAAGUUAAUAAAACAACUUAGACAUUUAUUACAAAAUGCUAUUAAAAUAAUAAGUGUUUUAAAAAAAAAAACAAAAUUGUAUUUGAGACUUUCUUUAACUUAAUUGUACAAAAUUGUAUAAGCCUAUUUUCAAAAAUAUUAACACUGAUAGACAUUUUAAUUUCUUAAAUUUAUUACAAAUAUGUCAAUGAUUUUUUUAAAUAUUAAUUAUUGAAUAAAGGAUACCAUAUGUAUUCAUAUUGAAACUUUAAAGGAAGUUUCAAUGUAUGUAUGUCUGGUCUCUUCUAUAAUUUAAAAAGAAGUCCAUAGCUGAUAAUUUGUCAUCAAUAUAUUGAAUACAUAUAUUCAAUACAUUGAAAAUUGCAUUUAAUUAUUUUGAUUGUAGUUUCUGUAUUAAAUUUUUGUGUAAACAUGUUUUAUUCAAAUGUGUAAUCAUGCAUACAAAAUAAAUAGAAUAAUGACUGAUUA
Cinara cedri is the source of this 10574-nucleotide messenger RNA. NCBI's taxonomy places the organism in Eukaryota, Metazoa, Arthropoda, Insecta, Hemiptera, Aphididae. The record is from the annotation of a GenBank genome assembly.